AUGCUUGAUCCUUACAAUCAAACAGAUCAUCCAGAGUGUAAGUCACGUCCAGAUAGUGGCCUUUCAGCUAUUACAGAACUUGACCUAGGUUAUAUAACAGGUCCUCUUUCAUCAAUAUGGAAAGAAUGGUGCAUUGAAUUUGGGAUUGAGGCAAAUGCUAUUCUUGUUGUUCCAUAUGAUUGGAGAUUGUCAACAUCAAAGCUUGAAGAAUGGGAUUUGUACUUCCAUAAGCUAAAACUUACCUUUGAAACAGCUUUGAAGAAUGUCCCAUUGCUGCCACCAUCACCUGUGGCAGUAGCCUUCCACAUCUAUGUGACAAUACGAAUACUUUCUGGUUUUGAAGUAUUAGAGCUGAUUGUUGAUGUUGAGAACUGUCUUCAGGCCUUUUUUGGGGUUGCAGAUGAUCUGGAUGCAAUUAUUAUUGCAUUUAGAACUAUUCCCUAA
Lactuca saligna is the source of this 444-nucleotide messenger RNA. The record is from the annotation of a GenBank genome assembly. Lineage: Eukaryota; Viridiplantae; Streptophyta; Magnoliopsida; Asterales; Asteraceae.